AAGGCUCCACCUCGCGGUACGACGCGCAAGUUUACGUGUGACAAAUGCCACGCCCACCUUACGCUCGUGCUUCCUGUUGUGAAACGCAAGCUCAGAAGGCACCGGGUGCUCACUAAACUGAAUCUAUCAAAUCAUAUCUGAAGACAAGAGAAACCAUGUCAACCCAGGCAAACCGAGUGAUGGCUUUGUCGGAGUGGGAAGACAGGUGGCAGGAAGGCAGAAUUAGUUUUCACCAACCUCAAGUGCACAAGUUUCUGGAAAAAUACUUGGACAAAAUCGUACAUGGACAAAAGAGCAUUCGAUUCUUUUUUCCACUGUGUGGUAAAGCUGUGGACAUGAAAUGGCUGGCUGAUAUGGGUCACACAGUGGCUGGAGUUGAAAUUUCAGAAAAAGGAAUUAAACAGUUUUUUGAAGACCAAAGCCUUAGAUACAACGAAGAACCAGUACCAGAAAUUCCUGGAGCAAAGGUUUUUAAGAGUGCGGAUGGGAAGAUCUCCAUCUAUCAGAGUGAUUUAUACAAGUUCUCCAGUGCAAUUGCAGGGAAGUUUGGAGGAAUUUGGGAUAGAGGAGCACUGGUGGCUAUAAACCCAUGUGACAGGCAAAAGUAUGCUGCUCUCCUCACUUCCUUAAUGGAGAGUGACUGUAGAUAUCUUGUAGAUACGUUGGAAUAUAAUCCUGAGCAGUAUAAAGGUCCACCAUUUCUGGUCACAGAAGAGGGUGUAAAAAACUUAUUUGGAGCCUGUGACAUUGAAUUGCUUCAGUCUGCAGAUGGCUUUGAGGAAAGACACAGAGCAUGGGGAAUAGAUUACUUGACUGAGAAAGUGUACCUUCUCACUCCAAAGAAACAAUGAGUUAUUACAGUUGGCCUACUUGUCUUUACAUUCUAGGGUGGUAGUAAAUACAAAUAAACCAGCUAAAUGAAGCCAAAUUGCAAACAUCUUUUUUCACUCAAAUUACCGAUUUUUCUUUUAUAUUGAUUUAAUAAUUAAAGACAAUGUAUUUUAAUAAAUUGUGAUGGUUCUUUUAAAUUUUGUUGUUUAUUUUGUGAUUAGAGGAAUUGUUAACUGUAAUACACAUACAGUGAAUGCUCACAAGAUGGCGUCAGUUCAAAAGG
This is a messenger RNA of Triplophysa rosa, 1114 nucleotides long. RefSeq names its product probable thiopurine S-methyltransferase. The record is from RefSeq and is a predicted model, not a curated record. NCBI's taxonomy places the organism in Eukaryota, Metazoa, Chordata, Actinopteri, Cypriniformes, Nemacheilidae. Bases 156 to 851 code for a protein of 231 amino acids. Gene Ontology annotation, molecular function: thiopurine S-methyltransferase activity. The transcript is spliced from 9 exons.